AUGAACUCUCUCCUCACCUUUGCUGUGCUGUUUGCCUGGGGCUUGUCCCCAGCUCAUGGGAACCUCUGGGAUCUGUACAAGAUGAUCACAAAGGCUACGGGGCAAAAUGCUUUGCUGCAUUACUCCUCCUACGGCUGCUACUGCGGCCUGGGGGGCAAAGGGCAGCCCAAGGAUGCCACGGACAGAUGCUGCCAGCUGCAUGAUACCUGCUACCACAGCCUCCUGAGCCACCACUGCAACGCCAAGACACAGGGUUACCACUACGGCUGGCACGGCCACAGCCCCUCCUGCAGACAAGACUCCUGGUGCGCCCAGCUCUCCUGCGAGUGCGACCGCAGCCUGGCACUCUGCCUGAAGAGAAACAUGGGGAGCUACAGCAAACGCUACCGCUUCCAUCCCAAGCGCCGGUGCCGGUGA
This is a messenger RNA of Antrostomus carolinensis (chuck-will's-widow), 417 nucleotides long. RefSeq names its product basic phospholipase A2 homolog. Gene Ontology annotation, biological process: phospholipid metabolic process; lipid catabolic process; arachidonate secretion. Bases 1 to 417 code for a protein of 138 amino acids. The record is from RefSeq and is a predicted model, not a curated record. The transcript is spliced from 4 exons. NCBI's taxonomy places the organism in Eukaryota, Metazoa, Chordata, Aves, Caprimulgiformes, Caprimulgidae. Gene Ontology annotation, molecular function: phospholipid binding; calcium ion binding.